GGAUUCCCCGAGCGUCGACUUGCCUGUGGCUGGAUGCCCCUUCAUCGCUACCAGGACGGGCUUCAUCGCCGCGCUACCGCAAGAGGCCGCCAUGGAUCAAUUGGAUAGGAAACUCGUGAAUUUUUCCAGCGAGAAACCACAACUAUGCUUUCUCGACAAGAGAUUUUUACCACGGAGUCAUGAUCUUGUUAGCAAGCAUCAUGAGGAGAGCUGAAACAGAAGAACGGACUUUUUGCAUCUGCCAACGUGAUGUUGAAACUUAGCGCAAACUUGCAUCGUCAAGAGCCAUUCAGAGCUUCUGGCCAUGGGAAAGGCGAGCAGCCGCAGCAGCAGGAGCAGAAGAAGCAGAGGAUUCGUUGCUUGCUUGCGGCUAUCAAGGAAAGUGGUCGCUCAAGAAAUCUGGAAAGUGGAAGGAGGUGUCAUUCGGCAGCUCUCGAGCAUGGAGACGACUCCAACGUUUACGUCGCAAGUAGCCUGGUGGACAUGUAUGGGAAGUGUGGCAGCAUGACUGAUGCGCGCAAGAUCUUCGACAAGAUGCAGCGUCCAGAUGUGGUUUCGUUGACGUCACUCGUUCUGGGAUACGCAGAGAAUGGGGAGGCCCAAGAAGCUCUCAGAUUGUUCCAGCUGAUGAAAGGUGGCUGUGAGCCGAAUGCCAGAACUUUUGUGGCGGGUCUCAAGGCUUGCUCAAGCCUGGCAGCAAGAGAAGAAGCGAAGGUGAGGGGCAGUGAGAUUGUAAAGGUGGUGUCGCUGGAGAGAGGCCGGGAAAUACACUCACAAGCGUCAAAGUUUGGAUUCGACACGGAUAUCUUCGUCUGCAACACUCUCAUUGAUAUGUACUCUAAGUGUGGAAGCAUGGUAGAUGCGAGAAACGUCUUCGACACGAUGCAGCGUGAUACAAUCUCCUGGAACGUUUUGAUGCUUGGCUACGUGGGAAACAAGGAUGGGGAGGCCGCUCUACGGCUCUUAUCGGCUAUGAAAGCCGAGAACAAGAACUUUCCGGACAACAGAACUUUUGUCGCUGCCGCCAAAGCCUGCACAGCUCUCGCUAUCAAGGAAGAUGGCAGGGAAGUGAAUGGGAGGAUUGUCAAAGUGAGAAGUUUGGAAAGCGCCAAGGCUGUUCACAGUCAAGCAAAAUCAGCUGGUUACGAGAGCAACAUCUUUGUCGCCAACACUUUCGUGGAUACUUACGCAAAGUGUGGGAGCAUGGUUGACGCUCGUCGAGUUUUUGAGGCGAUAGCUCAGCAGCGUGAUGUUAUAUCAUGGACGGCUCUCAUCCUGGGUUAUGCUGAGAAUGGACGAGGCUCAGUAGCUCUAGAUCUGUUCGAAGCUAUGCAAGCAGAUGGUUGUACUCCAAACGCUCUCACUUACGUCGCUGCACUCAAGGCUUGCUCGAGCUUGGCUUCCAGAGAAACUGAGCCUCGGGCAAAGAUGAUGCUACUGGAGAAAACUAUGGCAAUCCAUUCCCGGGCUGCAAGAGCUAAGCACGACUCCGACAACUUCAUUGCCAACACGCUCGUGGACGCGUACGCAAAGUGUGGGAGCCUUCACGAUUCUCAACGGGUUUUCGACCGGAUAAGCCGUCGGGACGUCGUCUCCUGGACUGCUCUGAUCCUAGGACAUGCCGAGAGUGAUCAGCCUCAGGUAGCGCUGGAGCUUUUUUCUGGCCUUGAAGACUGCUAUGUUAAUUCGCUCACUUUCGUGGCUGCUCUCAAAGCUUGCACGAAUCAGGCAGCGAGAGAAGAAGGCAGGGGAAUCGGUGGGAAGCUGGUGAAGAUGAGGUCACUAGAGACAGCAUUUUGGAUCCAUCAGCAAGCCGCGAACAAGAGUUGCGACUUGGACGUGGUGCUCGGGAACACACUGCUCGACUUGUAUGCGAACUGUGGAAGUUUGCCAGAUGCUCGGAGGCUGUUCGAUAGGCUACCCGCUCGUAGCAUCGUCUCUUGGAACGCGAUGAUGCUCGGGUACGCCGAAAACAAGGAGGCAGAGUCAGCUUUGGAGCUCUUCUCUCUCAUGGAAAAGCGCUGCCAGCCAACUUCUCGGACCUUCGUGGCUGCUCUCAAGGCGUGUGCGGUUCUAGCGGAAGCUGAAGAAGGCAGGGAACUCGAAGGAAAAGUUGCGAAGAUGUGUGCUCUGGAGAAAGGAAUUACUGUCCACUUGCGAGCUUCGAGCUAUGGCUUCCAGUGGGACUUGUUCGUUGCCAACUCUCUAGUCGACAUGUACGCGAAGUGUGGAAGCAUGGUGGAUUCUCGGCGAGUCUUCGAUGGGAUGCGACGCCACGAUGUGGUAUCGUGGAACUCGCUGAUAUCAGGCUACGCGGACAACGACCAAGGCGAGGCAGCUCUCGAGCUCUUUGUUCCCAUGGAGCUGGAAGGCUGUGCUCACGACUCCCGGACGUUCCUGGCGUCACUCAAAGCUUGCGGCUGCGUUGGAGCUCUAGACAUCGGAAGAACACUUCAUGGGAAAAUCCGAGACCUGGGACUCGACGGUGAUGUGGUCAUCGCUACCUCGCUGGUGGAUUUCUACGGCAAGUGUGGGAGCAUGGUGGAUGCCGAGCAAGUUUUCUCGUCGAUCGUCACGAAAGAUAUCGUGGCCUGGAAUGCGCUUCUAACAGGAUACAGCCGCCAGGGAGAUACAGAGGCACUGUUCCAAGCUUUUGACAGGAUGAUGACUUCACGUCCUCGAGUUCGUCCGGAUGGAGUUACGUUCCUGUGCCUUCUCACAGCGUGCAGCCACUCCGGCCUAGUCGAUCAAGGCAAGCGCUACUUCGAGGCUAUGAAAUCUAUCCAUGGACUCGAUCCCGGCAUGGAACACUACCACUGCUUGGUCGACAUCCUGGGCAGAUCGAACAGGCUCGAAGAAGCAGUGGCGAUGGUGAAAGAGAUGCCAGUGGUCGCAAACACCGUCUCGUGGACGACCGUGCUCAGUGCUUGCCAGAAGUGGAAGAACGUAGAAGUGGCGAAGGUUGCCUUCGAUGCGUUGCUAGAGCUGGACGAAGAACAGCCCGCUGCUCGAGUGCUCAUGGCUAACAUCUAUGGCAGCGUUGGGAUGUGGGACGCUAAGGCCAGAGUUCUCCAGGAAGCUUGAAUGCCGGGAUGAUCGGACGGAGCAGAUGGACAGGGCGGGGAUCAAGGAUGCCGUAGAGAGGUUGGAGCUUGGUGGUCGGCCGGUGGACACUACAAC
This is a messenger RNA of Selaginella moellendorffii, 3180 nucleotides long. Its product is annotated as pentatricopeptide repeat-containing protein At2g13600. Gene Ontology annotation, biological process: RNA modification. Bases 250 to 3084 code for a protein of 944 amino acids. The transcript is spliced from 3 exons. Gene Ontology annotation, molecular function: RNA binding; protein binding. The record is from RefSeq and is a predicted model, not a curated record. NCBI's taxonomy places the organism in Eukaryota, Viridiplantae, Streptophyta, Lycopodiopsida, Selaginellales, Selaginellaceae.